AUGGAGGAUGAAGAGCUGGAUGUAAUGCUCCUUGUAGGGGAGGCUGUUCAGCGACACGAGCAGGAGCUGAAGGAGGCUCGUCGAGAGGUGGUCGCCAUGCUCAUAGAGGAUGCGUGGCGGACCGCUAUGCGCAGCCGUCACUACUUGACGAGCCAGUGCUUGGACACGCCCAGCGAGUCUGCGUGGAUGGUGCUGUUUGAGUAUGGCAGCGACCUGAACUUUCUUAAUGCCACCAGCCUUACCAGGAUUGCAUUUCGUCAGCUCCUACAUCCCUUUGCUGCAUGCUACACGAUACGAGACCCGAACUCUCGCGGUCGUCCGCCCAAGUUGCAGUACCUACACCAGGUCCUUGGGCUCGUGUUGGUGUUCUACACUGGAUCGAUGGAGCAGAGCACGCUGUCCAUGCUCUUUGGGGUUCCUGCAAGUACCUUGAGUCGGACGUUGCAAAGGGCUGAGAGGGUUUUAAACCAAGCUCUUAACGACUACAAGCCAUCGCGGAUUGCGUGGCCAUCCCCUGCGCACCAAGCAAAGCUGGCGAAGCUGGUAGAAGCUCGUGAGCCCAUGCUCAAGCACACCUUUGGCUUUAUCGACGACAAGAACUUGAGGGUCCAGCAGCCAUCGAAUGCGGACAUGCAAAACGCAAUGUACAACGUCUGGAGCAAGCACAACUGUCCUGGGUCGUGGAACGACUCGGACACUUCGCUGGAGUUCCGCAGCAAGCUCCUGGAUCCGGGCAGGGCGUAUUCUGACGCCUUUGAAAGAUGGAGAUCUGGAUCGAAUCGAACCAUCCCUUCGAAGCUCAGCCAGAACCCUCUCCAUAAUGCGAUCACGUCUGUACGUCAAGCUGCUGAGUGGGGCAUGGGCAGUAUACAAAAGGUGUACUGCCGCCUCAACUUGCCGCUUCCUUACGACCCUGAACUGCGUGGGAUGAGGCUUGAUAACCUUUUUCGGUUGGUAAACUACCGAGUAUGA
This is a messenger RNA of Phytophthora nicotianae INRA-310, 972 nucleotides long. RefSeq lists its product as hypothetical. NCBI's taxonomy places the organism in Eukaryota, Oomycota, Peronosporomycetes, Peronosporales, Peronosporaceae. The record is from RefSeq and is a predicted model, not a curated record. The transcript is spliced from 5 exons. Bases 1 to 972 code for a protein of 323 amino acids.